AGCUCCAGAUUAAGCGCAGAGAUUCCCUUCACUAAAAAUACAGACAUACAUACAACUCAUCUGUAUCUAUAUCCCUCUCAGAUCACUCUCCUCUCUCUUGCUCUCUCUCCCAACUCACCCACUCACUCACAAAUUCUAACCUUCCCCUCAUCUUCCCUACUUUUGGCGGGAAAAUAGCUAUAAUUCCGCUCAACAAUACUUACAGAAAACCUGUAUCUAUAAUGAAGAAGCAGCUGAGGAAGUACUACACAAACAUCAAGCAGCACCAAACGGAGAAGAGAUGGAUGUUCCCGUUAGCUAUAAGCUCAAUUGUAUCUCUGUUUCUUCUCUUCAUCGGAACCCUAACUUGCUCCGACGGCACGCCGUUGAUCCCGUUUUACCGGCUAGCGACUUACUCCGACGACUCGUUGUUCAUCGAAUCAAAGCUCCACGUGGCGAGAGUCUCGACAUUGCCGCCUCCGCCGCGGCUGGCGUACUUCAUUUCGGGUUCUGUGGGAGAUGGCGCGAUGCUGAGGCGGACUUUGCUGGCGUUGUAUCAUCCGAAUAACCGUUAUGUGGUUCAUCUUGAGGCGGAGGCGGGGGAGGAGGAGCGGUUAGAGUUGUUUGAGUUUGUUAGGGAUUUUGGUUUGUUUAGGAGGUUUGGGAAUGUGAUUGUGAUGAGGAAGCCGAAUUUGGUUACGUAUCGUGGACCGACAAUGGUGGCGAAUACGUUGCACGCGGCGGCGGUGUUGUUGAAGGAAGGCGGAGAGUGGGAUUGGUUUAUUAAUCUCAGUUCCUCUGAUUAUCCGCUUGUUACUCAAGAUGAUCUGCUUCAUACAUUUUCCUACUUGCCGCGGGAUUUGAAUUUCAUUGAUCAUACUAGUGAUAUUGGGUGGAAAGAGUUUCAGCGGGCAAAGCCAGUGAUUGUGGAUCCGGGGUUGUUUCUGACGAAAAAGAGUGAUGUUUUUUGGAUUACGCAGAGGAGGAGUGUGCCAACUGCGUUUAAGCUUUUUACAGGCUCUGCUUGGAUGGCACUGUCAAGACCUUUUAUUGACUACUGCAUAUGGGGAUGGGACAACUUACCACGAACAGUCCUUAUGUACUACACAAACUUUAUCUCUUCUCCUGAAGGAUACUUUCACACAGUAGCGUGUAAUGCUCACGAGUUUAGAAACACCACUGUAAAUAGUGAUCUCCACUACAUAUCAUGGGACAACCCCCCAAAGCAGCAUCCCCACUACCUAACUGUUGAGGAUAUGCAAAUGAUGACCGCCAGUAAUGCGCCAUUUGCGAGAAAGUUUCAUCAAGAUGAUCCAGUGCUGGACAAGAUUGACUCUGAUCUGUUGUUCCGAGGUCGAAACAUGACUGUACCUGGUGGUUGGUGCAUAGGGAGCAGGGAAAGUGGCAGUGAUCCAUGCUCUGUUGUGGGCAAUAUUACACAACUUAGGCCAACUACCGGAGCAAAGAAGCUAGAAACUCUGAUCAGUUCCCUACUAUCGAAUGAUAAUUUCAGACCACGACAGUGCAAAUAGUAAAAGAUGAAUAUAAUGACAGGAAACAGCAAAAUUGUUUGUUUGUAUCUAUUGAUAAUGAGAGAAGGGUGGACAAAAGGCUAUCAGAUAGAUAGAAUCUAUAGGUAGGAAAAUGACUGCAGAGAUUGUACCGAUUUCAAUCAGGUUGAAAACUUGCUGCCUGGGGUAAGUGGUUGCUUGUAACUUAAUAUAAAUGUGAUGAUGAAGGUAGUGGUGGUUUCAGGCAUUUUCUUAAUUUACCCCUAUCAAGCUGCACUUACAGGGAAUUGCCACUGAUCAUUUCCAUGACGAGCAGGAUCUGGUAAAUGAGAGUAGAGGGGAUUCUGAAAUUUUUUGAGAAGGCAAUAUGAUUGUUAAUCUUUGAAUGUUGUAAGAAUGUGAAAAGUUAGACGAUGGAAAUGUUAUAUAUAGUUCUGUGAAAGCAUAC
Daucus carota subsp. sativus is the source of this 1938-nucleotide messenger RNA. RefSeq names its product beta-glucuronosyltransferase GlcAT14A-like. The record is from RefSeq and is a predicted model, not a curated record. Gene Ontology annotation, molecular function: glucuronosyltransferase activity. Lineage: Eukaryota; Viridiplantae; Streptophyta; Magnoliopsida; Apiales; Apiaceae. The transcript has 4 exons. The coding region runs from base 222 to 1511 and encodes 429 amino acids. Gene Ontology annotation, cellular component: membrane.